CCGCGAACAGGUCGCGUAAAAAGGGCACUACGGGCGCCAUUUCCCUAGUUUAUGUACGGUAAAGUUUCUGUUUGGGUAGGGAACGUAAUCCACUGUAAUCGCUGUUGUCCGUCAUUUCGGUGCAAAACUUCACAAUGAGCACCGGAAUUCCCUAUUUGGGCAGUAAGAUAAGUCUAAUAUCGAAGUCUGAAAUUCGGUAUGAGGGUAUUUUGUACACAAUCGAUACAAAAGAGUCCACCGUUGCUUUGGCCAAAGUUCGGUCUUUUGGCACUGAGGAUAGACCUACAGAUCGCCCAGUUGCACCGAGGGAUGAGGUGUACGAGUACAUCAUCUUCCGAGCACAUGACAUAAAGGAUCUCAGGGUCUCGGAGCCCCCGAAGCCCCAGUCCACUUUGCCUGGUGGUUUGACAAAUGAUCCAGCCAUUGUUCAGGUCCCCUCGUUCGAGACCACAAAGCACUCACUGCAGCACACAGCACCCCCUGCUACAGGAGCAAGUUUUCCAGCACCCAGUUACAGUCAGCCUCCGCCUUAUGGCCCUGUGGGAACACUGCCGUCCUAUGCUCCUCCACAGUACCAGGCACAGCCACAGCUCCCUCAGAGCUUCGUUGGUGGGUCACAGCAGUCGGGGUCACGCUCAACCACACCUACUCCAACACCUGGGCAGAGGAAAAGCCCCACCAUGGAUGCUGGGGUGCAAGUGUCCGGUCCUGCCCCAGGAGAAAACAGGAGUUCACCACGCUCUCACUCUGGAGGUGGUAGUCAAGCCCCAGUAGGAUCAAGGCGAAAGCCACAGCAACAACCUCAGGGAACCCAAGGUAGACCGCAGCAGCAGCAACAACUGCAACAGCAGGGGUCUCGGUCACAACAGCAUCACAUGGCUGGUGCCCCAGGUCAAGCACACCCACGAGGAGGUGGUAUUGGUCGUCGAGGUGGAUCAGGAGGUGGUGGUAGACCUCGCUCGGCAGGGUACCGCACUGCCAAGCCCAAGGAGCAGCUAAAGUUUGAUCGGGAGUAUGAUUUUGAGCAAGCAAAUGCAGAGUUCCAGGAGCUCGAGAGCAAGCUUGCUCAGACAAAAAUAAGUGAGUGUGAUGAGAAAAAGGAUGACUCUGGAACAGAAACUCAGGUUGGAGAUAACCAUGAAGAUGAUGAUGUUGUGUACUAUGACAAAACAAAGUCCUUUUUUGACAACAUCAGCUGUGAAGCCAUUGAGAGGUCAAAAGGCAUGCAGAGGAUAGACUGGAGACAGGAACGAAAGCUGAACAGCGAGACCUUUGGUGUAGCAGCGAGCAACUGGAUGAGGCGAAAUGCAUGGCGUGGGCGUGGUGGCUUUUGGCGAGGUGCUCGUGGAGGUCGAGGCAGAGGAGGACCCCAGGGGGCUAGAGGGGGUGGCAGACCACGUAAUGGAAGCGUGAAUACCCGGAAUGCCUGGAAUGAGGAUGGGCCCAACACAGGUGCCUACACGGCGUACUGAGAAGCAACCUGGGGAUGAACUGCAUUAGUGCCAUUGGGAGGGAUUCAGAACAUCGCACACCGAACUUUGUACAUAUGUGUGGCAUCAUGUUAACUAUGAUCCUCUGCUGAAUCACUAUGGGAGAAAUUGGGAGCAUAUCUUGGUAGAGGAUAUCUGAACUGCUUCCUCACUUUUUUUUUUUCCUCCUUUUUGAACAUCAUAAGUUUGGUGUCACUUUUACAACUGUCUUAAUGUACCUUGAAGGAGAUGGCUGGGUGCCAUCUCUGGAGUGUCAUGUCUCUCACACGGGUGUGGAGUGUUCGUGGUGCUGGGGUACCUGAAUAAUCUUAGUAAGCGUACCCCCUCCAAUCACUUCAGUAUGAGAUGACUUGAAGAUCUUCAAAGAGUAACUGUUAGGAGUGGGCCACCUUCUAUUAUAGUACGAACUUUUUGUCCCUCUCUGCCUUACCCACACCAAUAACUUGAGCACAAAGAGCUGCAAUGACAUGUGCUGCUGUUUUUUUUAAGUAUGUGGCUAUUUGCAAGGGUUAAAGCUCUUGCAUGAGAUUACAUUGCAUGGUGAACAAUUGCAGCAUUAAUAUAACUGUAAUGGGCCAGAUGGUUUAAUACAAGGAGCACAGGGUGGAAUGCUCUGGGGCUGGAAAUGCCUAGAUAUUAGUUGUGGCCCUGUUAACUAUAUCCCCCCAGGCUCUUCAGAGCUUUCACAAGAUGACAGAUUUCAAAUAAAAGCUGUAUCUGUA
This is a messenger RNA of Ornithodoros turicata, 2212 nucleotides long. It is a transcript of the gene tral, whose product is annotated as protein LSM14 homolog B-like. The record is from RefSeq and is a predicted model, not a curated record. The transcript has 8 exons. Gene Ontology annotation, molecular function: mRNA binding. Gene Ontology annotation, cellular component: P-body. Bases 135 to 1472 code for a protein of 445 amino acids. Lineage: Eukaryota; Metazoa; Arthropoda; Arachnida; Ixodida; Argasidae. Gene Ontology annotation, biological process: cytoplasmic stress granule assembly; P-body assembly.